This is a messenger RNA of Oncorhynchus keta (chum salmon), 7090 nucleotides long. RefSeq names its product fibroblast growth factor 16 (gene fgf16). The record is from RefSeq and is a predicted model, not a curated record. The transcript has 9 exons. Lineage: Eukaryota; Metazoa; Chordata; Actinopteri; Salmoniformes; Salmonidae. Gene Ontology annotation, molecular function: fibroblast growth factor receptor binding; growth factor activity. Gene Ontology annotation, cellular component: cytoplasm. Bases 719 to 1342 code for a protein of 207 amino acids. Gene Ontology annotation, biological process: positive regulation of gene expression; positive regulation of cell population proliferation; animal organ morphogenesis.
AGAGAGAGAGAGGAGGUGGAUAUAAACGCUUUCAUCCAAACUUCCAAUUCUAAAUUCCAGCCUCUCGAAUAUCCGAACAGAAGACAGAGUUAAUGACUGACUGGCUGCACCGUUAUUAAAUGGGACCGAGUUGAACGGAGAUUUUCUGUUUGAAAUCCGUAAAAGACAUUAGGACGGGGCUUCUUGACUUUCUUAGAGUGAAAAUAAUAGAGACACCCCCCUGCGGUCCAAACGGUGAAGAGUUAUUUAAAGAGUUAUUCUAUAUGGAUGGAUUAUGAACGGACUCAUUGGUAGCCUGAUGCAGUGAAACAAUGUAGUUUAUCAACUCUGUGGCAACUUCCAUCGGUGUUUUAAUGAUGAUUGCGGCUUUCAUUCCGGAAUCUGUUCGUUAUUUCAAUGCACCACAAACUCUCACCAGAGUUUCCUGCUCUUGGUUCCGUGGUGGUUUUAUCAGCAGAAAGCCACAGAGAGCCGAGCAGGGAGGUUGUCCUGCUACAGCCUGCCGGAGUGAAGAGUAGCUGUCUGGGAUUGUUUGUUCAGAAGACUAGUGAUCCUACAGCGGCAUCAGGACGAGACGGUGGCAGCGCGACACAAAACAAAGGCUGGAUGACGCAUUACAUCGGGUAGCAUACCUGCGCAUGGGAUUUGACUUUGUGUUUUGCUUCCUUGAUUCAACUGAUAUUUUAAUUGCAUUAUCAGAUCCCGUCAGUUGUGCGCCAUGGCGGAGGUUGGGGGCUUUCUAGGUACACUCGACUUGGAUUUACAGAGUUUCCCCGCACUAGGAAGUAUGCCCUUGGCAGAGGCGCCAGCGGGGUUACUGGAUGAGAGGCUGGGACAGAUCGAGGGGAGGUUACAGCGAGGCUCGCUGACAGAUUUCGAGCACCUUAAAGGGAUUCUGCGGCGGAGGCAGCUGUAUUGUCGAACCGGAUUCCAGCUGGAGAUAUUCCCCAACGGGACCGUGUACGGGACAAGACAGGACCACAGCAGAUUCGGUAUCCUAGAGUUCAUCAGUCUGGCUGUAGGGCUGGUCAGUAUUAGAGGAGUGGACGCAGGACUCUACCUGGGCAUGAACGAGAGAGGAGAGCUCUAUGGGUCGAAGAAGUUAACAGCGGAGUGCGUGUUCAGAGAGCAGUUUGAGGAGAAUUGGUACAACACAUACGCCUCUACGCUCUACAAACACACCGACACCGGACGCUUCUACUACGUAGCGCUCAACAAGGACGGCUCGCCACGGGAGGGGGGGAGGACGAAGAAACACCAGAAACUAACGCACUUCCUGCCUCGGCCUGUGGAGAUAGAAAAGAUCCCCCAGGCUUACAGAGAUCUGUUCCAAUACAGGUGACCAGGGCUGAGCCUGGGAGAGAGGGAUGAGGAGGAGGAAAGGGAGAAGAGAGGUGGAUGUUUGGCACUAAGGACAGGACUCAGUACUCCCACUGACCUCGCUCCCCUGUCUCCAGCCCCGACCCCCAACAAAGGUGUUUAUGUAUUGUCUUUCCAGCCCCCCCAAAAACCCUCCCGUUCCUCCGAGAACCAACGACCAGAGAGAUAAACAUAACUUGUGUUGCUGGACAUUAACUUUCUAAAAGGGCUGUUUGACCUCAGAGGGGUCAGAGCAGAGCAGUGGAAACGCUCUUCUCUCCAGCAACUGAGGAGGAGGAGGAGGGGGGAGGUCCUACUACAGGGAGGUGUCAUUAGGCCCAUAAGACCUCACUCUGGAGGAGAGCACAGAGUCGAGCGGAGGAGAUAAUCUCUUCACUAAACGGAUAGGAGAGAGAGAUGGAGGGAGAGAGACUGGACUGGCGUCAGGCCUGUAUGACUGCCUAACCCACCCUGGGAUAACCGCAGGUUAAAACCACCUGAACCACUAACCACCUGAAGAAGACAAAGACUUCUCCUGAUGAGAACCACUUUUAUACAUAAGAUACUUAACCAGCAUUCACUGCAAAUAUAAAAAGGGUUUGGGGUUAGUCCUCAGCAGUUUGAGUAAGGGGUCUGAGGACUAUUAAUGAGAUGACUAGCUGAGAUGACCAGUGGACACUACAAUAGCCAAGCCAUUCACCAGAGCAACCAGAGAACUCCAGGGAGCGAGCGAGGGAUUGACCAAUGGAAGUUGAGAGAAUGUCAGAAUGUUCUAAAGCAACGUGUAGAGAGAACUCAUCUUCUGACUAGUCAUUGUGAUGUCAGUGUUCUAAAUCAACGUGUAGAGAACUCAUCUUCUGACUAGUCAUUGUGAUGUCAGAGUGUUCUAAAUCAACGUGUAGAGAACUCAUCUUCUGACCAGUCAUUGUGAUGUCAGAGUGUUCUAAAUCAACGUGUAGAGAACUCAUCUUCUGACUAGUCAUUGUGAUGUCAGAGUGUUCUAAAUCAACGUGUAGAGAACUCAUCUUCUGACCAGUCAUUGUGAUGUCAGAGUGUUCUAAAUCAACGUGUAGAGAACUCAUCCUCUGACUAGUCAUUGUGAUGUCAGAGUGUUCUAAAUCAACGUGUAGAGAACUCAUCUUCUGACUAGUCAUUGUGAUGUCAGAGUGUUCUAAAUCAACGUGUAGAGAACUCAUCUUCUGACCAGUCAUUGUGAUGUCAGAGUGUUCUAAAUCAACGUGUAGAGAACUCAUCUUCUGACUAGUCAUUGUGAUGUCAGAGUGUUCUAAAUCAACGUGUAGAGAACUCAUCUUCUGACUAGUCAUUGUGAUGUCAGUGUUCUAAAUCAACGUGUAGAGAACUCAUCUUCUGACUAGUCAUUGUGAUGUCAGAGUGUUCUAAAUCAACGUGUAGAGAACUCAUCUUCUGACCAGUCAUUGUGAUGUCAGAGUGUUCUAAAUCAACGUGUAGAGAACUCAUCUUCUGACCAGUCAUUGUGAUGUCAGAGUGUUCUAAAUCAACGUGUAGAGAACUCAUCUUCUGACUAGUCAUUGUGAUGUCAGAGUGUUCUAAAUCAACGUGUAGAGAACUCAUCUUCUGACUAGUCAUUGUGAUGUCAGGGCUGAACUGGGACAGAGAGAGAGAGAGAGUACACUACUACCUAGUAUGUAUAUGUGAUGGAGACAGAUUGGCCAUGAGGGAGUAUCCAGGUGAAACAGGGUUGGCAGAACUUGGCACAUAAGUGAUAUGAUCAAUGUAAAGAGAUGUGAUAAGCUGAGAUACAUGUAAAACUUAUUGACUAUGUGAUAAAUGUACAACAUUAAUACAGUAGGACAGUCAAGGACAUGGAUGGUGCAGCUAGAUUGCAGUUCAAUGAAAUACCUAUGACAAUGAAUGAGAAAUCGUGAAAAGAAUAGGCUUGUAAUUGAGACAAACUAAAAGAGAAAAAAUCAGACAAUGUCAGACAUGGGAAUAUGAAAGAGCACUUACUAUUUGCCUCUACAUGGUCAAAUUGACUGCCCCCUUAGCAGGCCAACCAAACAGCCUUCUCCUCUCUGAUACAGACUAUCCUCACACUCGUAAUAAUAGCAGAUGUUGUGGCAUCAAGAAAGACUAGAAGAUGCUGUAUGUAGACAACAGUGAGGUUACACUACCAGACUAGGGAGGUUACACUACAGUGAGGUUACACUACUAGACUACAGUGAGGUGACACUACUAGACUACAGUGAGGUUACACUACCAGACUACAGUGAGGUUACACUACCAGACUAGGGAGGUUACACUACAGUGAGGUUACACUACUAGACUACAGUGAGGUUACACUACCAGACUACAGUGAGGUUACACUACCAGACUAGGGAGGUUACACUACAGUGAGGUGACACUACUAGACUAGGGAGGUUACACUACCAGACUAGGGAGGUUACACUACAGUGAGGUUACACUACUAGACUACAGUGAGGUGACACUACUAGACUACAGUGAGGUUACACUACCAGACUACAGUGAGGUUACACUACCAGACUAGGGAGGUUACACUACAGUGAGGUUACACUACUAGACUACAGUGAGGUUACACUACUAGACUACAGUGAGGUUACACUACCAGACUAGGGAGGUUACACUACAGUGAGGUGACACUACUAGACUAGGGAGGUUACACUACCAGACUAGGGAGAUUACACUACAGUGAGGUUACACUACUAGACUACAGUGAGGUGACACUACUAGACUACAGUGAGGUUACACUACCAGACUACAGUGAGGUUACACUACCAGACUAGGGAGGUUACACUACAGUGAGGUUACACUACUAGACUACAGUGAGGUUACACUACCAGACUAGGGAGGUUACACUACAGUGAGGUGACACUACCAGACUAGGGAGAUUACACUACAGUGAGGUUACACUACUAGACUACAGUGAGGUGACACUACUAGACUACAGUGAGGUUACACUACCAGACUACAGUGAGGUUACACUACCAGACUACAGUGAGGUUACACUACUAGACUACAGUGAGGUUACACUACAGUGAGGUUACACUACCAGACUACAGUGAGGUUACACUACUAGACUACAGUGAGGUUACACUACAGUGAGGUUACACUACCAGACUACAGUGAGGUUACACUACCAUACUACAGUGAGGUUACACUACUAGACUACAGUGAUGUUACACUACCAGACUACAGUGAUGUUACACUACCAGACUACAGUGAGGUUACACUACCAGACUAGGGAGGUUACACUACAGUGAGGUUACACUACCAGACUAGGGAGGUUACACUACAGUGAGGUUACACUACUAGACUACAGUGAGGUGACACUACUAGACUACAGUGAGGUUACACUACCAGACUACAGUGAGGUUACACUACCAGACUAGGGAGGUUACACUACAGUGAGGUUACACUACUAGACUACAGUGAGGUUACACUACUAGACUACAGUGAGGUUACACUACCAGACUAGGGAGGUUACACUACAGUGAGGUGACACUACUAGACUAGGGAGGUUACACUACCAGACUAGGGAGAUUACACUACAGUGAGGUUACACUACUAGACUACAGUGAGGUGACACUACUAGACUACAGUGAGGUGACACUACCAGACUACAGUGAGGUUACACUACCAGACUACAGUGAGGUGACACUACUAGACUACAGUGAGGUUACACUACCAGACUACAGUGAGGUUACACUACCAGACUACAGUGAGAUUACACUACCAGACUACAGUGAUGUUACACUACCAGACUACAGUGAGGUUACACUACUAGACUACAGUGAUGUUACACUACCAGACUACAGUGAUGUUACACUACCAGACUACAGUGAGGUUACACUACUAGACUACAGUGAGGUUACACUACCAGACUACAGUGAGGUUACACUACCAGACUACAGUGAGGUUACACUACUAGACUACAGUGAUGUUACACUACUAGACUACAGUGAUGUUACACUACCAGACUACAGUGAUGUUACACUACCAGACUACAGUGAGGUUACACUACCAGACUACAGUGAGGUUACACUACCAGACUACAGUGAUGUUACACUACCAGACUACAGUGAGGUUACACUACAGUGAGGUUACACUACCAGACUACAGUGAGGUUACACUACAGUGAGGUUACACUACUAGACUACAGUGAGGUUACACUACCAGACUACAGUGAGGUUACACUACCAGACUACAGGGAGGUUACACUACAGUGAGGUUACACUACCAGACUACAGUGAGGUUACACUGCCAGACUGCAGUGAGGUUGCACUAGAGUGAGGUUACACUAGAGUAAGGUUACUGUAGAAGAGAUGUAGAACAGAGUGAGAGCUGUAGAUCAGAGGGGGAGCUGUAGAGCAGAGGGAGAGCUGUAGAUCAGAGGGAGAGCUGUAGAUCAGAGGGAGAGCUGUAGAGCAGAGGGAGAGCUGUAGAGCAGAGGGAGAGCUGUAGAGCAGAGGGAGAGCUGUAGAGCAGAGGGAGAGCAGUAGAACAGAGGGAGAGCAGUAGAACAGAGGGAGAGCAGUAGAACAGAGGGAGAGCAGUAGAACAGAGGGAGAGCUGUAGAGCAGAGUGAGAGCUGUAGAACAGAGGGAGAACAGAGUGAGAGCUGUAGAGCAGAGUGAGAGCUGUAGAGCAGAGUGAGAGCUGUAGAGCAGAGUGAGAGCUGUAGAACAGAGUGAGAGCUGUAGAACAGAGGGAGAGCUGUAGAACAGAGGGAGAACAGAGGGAGAGCUGUAGAACAGAGGGAGAGCUGUAGAACAGAGGGAGAGCUGUAGAGCAGAUUGAGAGCUGUAGAGCAGAGGGAGAGCUGUAGAACAGAGGGAGAGCUGUAGAACAGAGGGAGAGCUGUAGAGCAGAGUGAGAGCUGUAGAACAGAGGGAGAGCUGUAGAACAGAGGGAGAGCUGUAGAACAGAGGGAGAGCUGUAGAACAGAGGGAGAACAGAGGGAGAGCUGUAGAACAGAGGGAAAACAGAGGGAGAGCUGUAGAACAGAGGGAGAACAGUAGAACAGAGAGAGAGCUGUAGAACAGAGGGAGAGCUGUAGAACAGAGGGGGAGCUGUAGAACAGAGGGAGAGCUGUAGAACAGAGGGAGAGUUGUAGAGCAGAGUGAGAGCUGUAGAGCAGAGUGAGAGCUGUAGAGCAGAGGGAGAGCUGUAGAGCAGAGGGAGAGCUGUAGAGCAGAGGGAGAGCUGGAGAGCAGAGGGAGAGCUGUAGAGCAGAGGGAGAGCAGAGGGAGAGCUGUAGAGCAGAGGGAGAGCUGUAGAGCAGAGGGAGAGCUGUAGAGCAGAGGGAGAGCUGUAGAGCAGAGGGAGAGCUGUAGAGCAGAGGGAGAGCUGUAGAGCAGAGGGAGAGCUGUAGAGCAGAGGGAGAGCUGUAGAGCAGAGGGAGAGCUGUAGAGCAGAGGGAGAGCUGUAGAGCAGAGGGAGAGCUGUAGAACAGAGGGAGAGCUUUGGAACGGACAGACCAGAGAGAGAAAGGGACUUGUAAUGUUCAGCCUGUACAGAGGAACAUUAUUAAAAUACAACCAGCUGAGAUGUACAUAUGAAUGAUCCUAUUUAUGAGAUGUACUAUAUAUUUAUUUUAUUACAUAUAAAGUAUAAAUAAAUCUAUAUUCUAUUUAUUUAUUGCAAAGACUCUAUUUUGUAAUGAACUUGAAGUUAUCACAACUGUAGAUUCUACUGAAAACCGCUAUGAAAUGAAUAUUAAAUGAAUUUGGCA